AUGGAGAAGAAGAAGAAGCAGCAGGAGCAGAAGAGAAUGGAAGCAAAGAAGAAACAAAAGAGAACACUGGAAGGAGUACCAGAAGAGCUAAUCAUGGCCAUAAUCACUAGACUUCCACCAAACUCUCUUGUUCGUUUUAAGUGCGUUUCAAAACCUUGGAACACUUUAAUUUCAAGCCCUAGUUUCAUCAAGUUGCACCUCAACCAAGCUAUAUCUUCCAUUCGUAGCCAGCGACUUAUGGUCUCAUCAUCUUUAAAUUCUAUUCAAUCAAUCGAUUAUGAAGCAUCCGAGGUAAGUGCCAUUAAUCAGAUAGAUAUUAUUGCAGUAGCAAACUCAGAUCGUUUCAAGAUUGUAGGCUCAUGUAAUGGCUUGAUAUGUGUAGCUGAUGAGGAAAAUUCAUACCAUUCUUUUAUUCUCUGGAAUCCAUGCAUUAGAGAAUUCAAGAAACUACCCCUCCGUUUUCCUUUGGCUGAAAAUUUAAAGGUUUCAAUCGGAUUCGGCUAUGAUCAAUCCGCUAAUGAUUACAAGGUUGUACGGUGUACUUUCGAUGAAACUUUGGGAAGUCAUCUGGUUUUUGAGAUCCAUUCAAUGAAAAGCAAUACUCAGAAAGUUAUCCGUCGAUAUUUUUCUGAUCCUCGAAUAACCUUUUCCGAUCACAAUUCAAAGAAAGUGGUUUUUGUUGAUGGAGUCCUAUAUUUGAAAGCAAAUUCUUGUAGUUUUCGACGCGAUAACUUGGAAUACGAUGAUGCUGUUUUGGGGUUGGAUCUAAAAGAUGAGAAAUUGGAGAUUGUGCAACUACCAGAUGAUCAUGUAAACUUUGAUGAGGACCCUGAACUUGAGUUGGGGAUAUUUAGAGGAUGCCUUGGAGCGAUUCAAUGUUAUUUUGGGACUAUGAUUCACAUAUGGGCAUUGAAGAAUGAUGGCAUGAAACAAAGUUGGAUAAAGCUCAUGCGUAUUAUGGAACUGCAAUCUGUGCCAGAUUCGAAAGAUUUGAUACCUGUAUGCUUUAUGAGGAAUGGUGAAGUCCUGAUGACUUGUACCAAAAAGGAGGAAUCAGCAUCAAAAUCUGUAUUUAGAAAACUUAAAGUUCAUGGUUUAAGGCCUUGGUUCCAUGAAAUAACAUACACUCAGACUCUGGUCUCACCUAAAUUGCUAUGA
This is a messenger RNA of Durio zibethinus, 1158 nucleotides long. Its product is annotated as F-box protein CPR1-like. NCBI's taxonomy places the organism in Eukaryota, Viridiplantae, Streptophyta, Magnoliopsida, Malvales, Malvaceae. Gene Ontology annotation, molecular function: protein binding. The record is from RefSeq and is a predicted model, not a curated record.